Molecule: messenger RNA, 2337 nt
Organism: Paramecium tetraurelia
Lineage: Eukaryota; Ciliophora; Oligohymenophorea; Peniculida; Parameciidae
Exons: 3
Source: RefSeq, a predicted model, not a curated record
AUGAAUUAACUAGACCUCAAUGAUCUUCAGGCUAGUCAUGUUUAGGUGCAUUCUCCUAAUGGAGAACAACGUGUAUUAUUUCAAGAAGCUCUAGGCCAAAUAAAAUUCAGGCAGAUAAACAUAUAGGCAAGGUUGAAGGAACUUCUAAUUUAAGCAAUAUAAAAAUUACGGAAGUAUACGAAAAUUAAGAAUCUGUCUCUGUUGAGUAAGUAGUAAUUGCAAGCCUUUAAUGAUGUUUCGAGCAGUUAUAUUUAGCAAUCAAAGAGGGAGAAAGACUCAUCUUAAUUUGAAAAACAGUAUUAUCAAUACAAACAGCAGAAUGUGAGUUUGUAAGUCUUGGUAUCUAGUCUGAUGACUAUGGUUAAACAUCGCAGUUUUACAAGCAUAAAGGCAAGUCAUCCCAUGCUUAUAUUUUGGAGUUUCUUAAAAUUUCUUUUGGUAUUACAUUUAUGUUUCAUAUUUCCAUUAUCUGAUUCAUUUGUAUACUAAUUGGAUGAAUUUAUUGAUAUUUAGAUGCCAAUAUUUUUUGUUGAGAUAGUGAUAUUGACGAUUGACAUAAUAAUGAGAUUGAAUGUGUAGAUAUAUAACAAGGGGAUUUUGAUAACAUAAACAAGAAAAAUAAUUAUUUAAUAUUUUCGAAAGGAAUUCUUGAUUGAUUUUGGAGGAUUGUUGGGAUUGGUUGUUUUCUUGCUAUCAACAGUUACUCCUCUAAAAUACUUAUUCAUUUUAAAAUUAAAGGAAUUGUCAACAUUUAUGGAGGUUUUCAAGUAUGAAAUAGAUCCAAAAGGUAAAUUUAAAAACCAUCUUAAAUUAUUGAAACUUUUGAUCACAGUAGUAUUGUUAGCUCAUUGUUUUGCUUGUGUUUGGAUAGGAAUAGGUCAACAUUCAAUGGAUAAGAAUUGGAUAGUCCAACGAGGAUUAGAAGAUUCACAUUGGGUUGAAAUCUAUUUGACUGGAUUGUAUUUUGCCAUUACAACCAUGACUACAGUGGGAUAUGGUGACAUUACACCAAUAAAUCCAUAUGAAGUCUUGGUGAGCAUUUGUUUAACUCUCUUUUCAUCAUGUAUAUUUGCAUAUGUGUUCAAUACGAUAACUUCAAUUUUGAAAGACUUGGAUGCAGACAAGAGUAAGGUCAAACAUGAUUUGGAAAUCUUGAGUCAUUAUAUGAAGAAGAGAAACAUCGAUUCAGAUUUACAAAAGAGAGUAGAAAAUUAUCUUCGAUUAGUAUAUAAACAUCAGCCCUCUACUUAGGAAAAGAAGAUCUUUGGUAAACUGAGUCCCCAGUUAAAGCAAGAGUUAAAUGAAUAGGAUAAAGGGUUGUUAUUGUUAAAAUAACCAGUAUUGGUGAACAAUUUCUCGUUGAAAUUGCUGAAAGAACUAAUUGAAAGUGUUCAGGAAAUUAAUCUAACUCCUUAAGAGAGACUGCCGAAUGAUCAGGGAUUGUACAUUUUAUUGAAGGGAAAUAUCAAUAUAAUAUUUGGGGAGAACAGGACUAUAGUUGGGAAUUUGAAACCAGGAGAUGGUGUAGGGUUGAAAUCUUUGUUUAAUGAGUAGUAGAAUAGGAAACUGGGGUUCGUAAGUGAAGGGUUUUCAACUGUUUAUUGCAUCUCUCAGGGAGAUUUCUUUAAGAAAUUAAAGGACACUGAUUUAGAUUAAUUCUAUUAGAUUAGAGAUAGGAUCAUGGUGUAGAAUUAUGAUAAUUUAUUUUUGAAGUGCUUACUUUGUAGAAAAUAAGGACAUGAGAUAUGCGAGGAUAUCUAUUUUAAUUUAAAUAAAGAAUUGAUUCUAGCUAAACAUCAAUAUUCAGUAGAGCAGGAGAGGCAAGGUAAAUUUAAAAGGAGGCGAAAGUAAAAGUCAAGGGCAUUUCAUGAAUUGGAGUUUAGGAGGAGAAAUGCAAAUUUGUGUUAUCAGAGGACUAUAAAGACGAUGAAAAUGCAAGAGAGGGAGAUGGAGAGUGAUGAUGAAGAUGAGAAGUCAGCGAAUGAGGAGAGCGAUCAAGAGUCUUAUGAUGACUUAGAGUAAUCAAGACAUUAUUUGGAUGAAAACAAAGACUCUAUAUCUGUAUUCUUUGACAAAUAAGCUACUCCAAAAUAAAACAGUAAGCCUGAAUUCAAAAGUGUGAGAACCAAGAUCAAAGGUGCUUCGAUAGUCAGAAUUCUACAAAAUUAUACCAAUUAAAAAGUAUGGCACGACGAUUUCUGUAUCAUUAAUGACUUUGAGAAGAUGAAAUUCUUUAGGAUGUAUUACCCAACUUAUAAUUAUGAUUCGGUCAUUAAGUUUUACAAUCAAUGGAGGAAGAAGACAAAUAAGAACACUUACAAAACAUAAGGCAAUUGA